Messenger RNA from Clunio marinus, 240 nucleotides. Lineage: Eukaryota; Metazoa; Arthropoda; Insecta; Diptera; Chironomidae. The record is from the annotation of a GenBank genome assembly.
AUGACAGAUUGCUUAUACGCUUACUCGGACAUCGUUUGUGAAUUGGCUUUGCCUUCUGCCAUAUCUAUCACUACUCUAAUGUUUUUGUGGAUUUGCAAUUAUGAACUUAUGAGAGAUUUUGUGAAAGCGUUUUUUGUGGGUCUUUGGAAGUCAAAUGAUGAAGAUGGAAAACAUAAAUUCAAGGAGAAUCUCAUGAGAUCCUUAAAAAUAAUCUCCAUGAAAACAGCUAUGAGAAAUUGA